Molecule: messenger RNA, 276 nt
Organism: Strongylus vulgaris
Lineage: Eukaryota; Metazoa; Nematoda; Chromadorea; Rhabditida; Strongylidae
Source: the annotation of a GenBank genome assembly
AUGAAGAAAAACGACAAGGAUCUGAAAAUCAGAUGCGUAUACGAAGGCUCGGCAAAAAUAAAGGGAGGCUUAAGCCUCAACGAAGACUUGUAUCGCGGACCGGUCCUCCUACCUGACCUCGUUGGAAUCCUCAUCCGCACUAGAUUAUGCGAAAUCCUUAUCUCAAGCGACAUAGAGGAAGCCUUUCUUAUGGUUAGUCUGAACCGUGUAUCACGAGAUUACACCAGAUUUUUAUGGUUGAAAGAUCCCACCGCUUCACUAUGCCCACAAAGCUAA